GACGCGCCGCCCCGCGUAGGAUCACCUCGUCGGAGGGCGGCGCGGGGACGGCCCGGGACGGCGCGGGGCCGAGGGUGCCUCCCGCGUCCGUCCCGCUCACCGCCGCCGCCUCUCCCUCCCCGCAGCCCGGGACCAUGUCGGCGGAGAGCGCGAGCGGCCCCACGGAGGACCAGCUGGAGAUCCUGGAGUACAACUUCAACAAGGUGAACAAGCACCCGGACCCCACCACGCUGUGCCUCAUCGCCGCCGAGGCCGGCCUCUCCGAGGAGGAGACCCAGAAAUGGUUUAAGCAGCGCCUGGCUCAGUGGCGGCGGUCAGAAGGCCUGCCCUCAGAGUGCAGAUCUGUUACAGACUAAGGAGACGACCAUAGACAGCUUUGCUCCAUGAAGAACAUCUGCUGUGUCUCUCCUCAGCUAAACCAUUUUGGUUUCUCAGUAGUGUUGUAUGUUCCAUUGUUAGCUGUCCUGCUAUUUAACACACUGUUGUAUUUUUUUAAUGUACAUAACUAGAAAAGAAAAUAACAGUAGGAAGCCAUGUGCAGCUUCUGUGUAAAGCAGUGGCUUGGCCGGGAGAGUGGUGUGGCUUGCAUUUUCCUUCUAGUAUGAUGACAGAUGGUAUGAAAACCAUCUAAGUUUGCUUUUGACUAUCCCCUCCUAGUAACAAUUUGCUUUCACCAUCCAUUUCAGAGCAAGCGAGGCCUCUAUUGAAGAGAUAACAUGACAGAGGGGGGAAAACAUUGCCUUCUGAAUCUACUUUCCUAAGUUGUUUUCCUUAUGUUUCAUUUAAUACAUUGACGGUUGAGUGAGAAUACAGAGGGGUAAUUUGAAUCAUUCAAAUUUCAUAAAAGAGUUCCUUGGAUUAUAGCUGUAUUCACUUGGAAAGAACCCAGUUAGGCUAGAAGACAAAAAUCUCCAACUGACAGAAAAGCAAGUAAUUAUGGAAAAAUCCACCAAAACUUUUGAAUUUACCUUAUUUAAAUGUAUUUGUUAAAUUUAUUUUGCUAAAUAAAAUGAACAGCCUUUUGUCUCUACAAUGAUAUUCUAAAUAAAACCUUAACUUUUUGUUGAAAA
Cynocephalus volans (Philippine flying lemur) is the source of this 1070-nucleotide messenger RNA. RefSeq names its product HOP homeobox (gene HOPX). Gene Ontology annotation, cellular component: nucleus. The transcript has 2 exons. NCBI's taxonomy places the organism in Eukaryota, Metazoa, Chordata, Mammalia, Dermoptera, Cynocephalidae. The record is from RefSeq and is a predicted model, not a curated record. Gene Ontology annotation, molecular function: DNA binding. Gene Ontology annotation, biological process: regulation of transcription by RNA polymerase II; cell differentiation. Bases 135 to 356 code for a protein of 73 amino acids.